CGUCUUUCAGAUGGUCAGGAGGUUCUGGUUCUGCUCCCAGACCCGGUUCGGUCCAUCAUAAAGCUUUAGGCUGUUCUCACCAGGUGAACUGGACCGGCGGAACCGGGCUUACAACCAGCUGAUUACAGGUCCAUAAAGGUUCUGUUCAGAAGUCUGUCAUCUGGUUCUGGGCCGAUCUGUUCAGAACCAAACAGAUCAGAUAAACUGAGCCAGAACCUCCUGGAGGACAUCUGGAUCCAGACCCGGUCUGAUGAAACCAAAGCAGAACCUUUCUGAUUCCGGAUCAUUUCGGUUUCGGUUAUGGCAGCAUCAUGCUGCGGGCUGAACUGGUGGUUCUGACCCAAAACGUGGAGAUGAACUGGAACCGGGUCAUCAGACUGAUUAAACUGGUCCUGAGCAGAACCGUCCAGAACCAGCAGGAGACUGGGCCAGUCCGGUUAAGAGGUUCUGGUGGGUUCUGGGACCGGUUCCCGUCCAAAUAGAACCAGAACCAGAGAUGUGGUAGGAGCUGAUGACAGGUCUGUGGUACCGGGUCGGGUUCUGUUCUUGCUGAAGGUUCUGUGUGGUUCCAGAAUGCGAUCCAAGAUGGCUGCCCUGUUCCUCCUCCUGGUUCUGGUUCUGGUUCUGCUCCUCUUCCUCCAGCGGUUCUCCUCCUCCUCCUACCGGCCGCCGCCGCACCGACCCGCCUCACACAGAACCGGACCGGCCCGGCCCGGUUCCUCUGAAGGAGACGGACUCCAGUAUGGAGUCAUGUUUGAUGCUGGGAGCACUGGGACCAGAGUCCACGUGUUCCGGUUCCGGAUGGAGAACCAAGGGUUUCCCAGUCUGGACCGGGAGACGUUCCGGGCCAUAAAACCGGGCCUGUCCGCGUACGCCGACGACCCGCAGAAGUGCUCCGCUGGCAUCAUGGCGCUGUUGGACCUGGCCCGGUCCGUCGUCCCCCCGUCCCAGUGGACCAGAACCCCGGUGGUUCUGAAAGCCACGGCCGGCCUGAGGCUGCUGCCUGGAGACAAGGCCGAGCAGCUGCUGGACCAGGUGAGGGCGCUGUUCCGGGAGUCUCCCUUCCUGUCCGCAGAGGACGGCGUGUCCAUCAUGGACGGAACCGACGAAGGGAUCUCAGCCUGGAUCACCAUCAAUUUCCUGACAGGCGGGCUGCAGGGUCCGGACCGGCCCACCGUUGGGAUGUUGGACCUCGGCGGCGGCUCGACCCAGAUCACCUUCAGUCCCCGUCAUGAAAAAACCAUCCAGAUGUCACCAACCGAUGACAUCAGAUCCUUCCAGAUGUUCAACCGCACACACACCGUCUACACACACAGGUACACACACACAGGUACACACAGGCACACACCAUCUACACACACAGGUAC
Poecilia latipinna (sailfin molly) is the source of this 1367-nucleotide messenger RNA. Its product is annotated as ectonucleoside triphosphate diphosphohydrolase 6-like. Lineage: Eukaryota; Metazoa; Chordata; Actinopteri; Cyprinodontiformes; Poeciliidae. Gene Ontology annotation, molecular function: hydrolase activity. The annotation marks the transcript as partial. The record is from RefSeq and is a predicted model, not a curated record. Gene Ontology annotation, cellular component: Golgi apparatus. The transcript has 7 exons.